AGCAGUUAGCAGUCGUUUUGUCAGUUACUUCUUGGUAUACCAGUUAUUGUUUCUUUGUUUUAUGCAAUUUAGUUUUGUAUGUCCUACUUUGUUGAAUUGUGUUAAUGUUCACAUUUUUAUAUUAGUUCAAUUUAAUUCUCAUAGCACUUUCUUUUUCGCGACAUGGACGAUAUAAAGAAUGAUUUGAGGGCUCCAGAUGCUGAAGAACAAGUUUUGGGUGUGGCAGAUACUUCAGGAUAUUGUAACAUGAGCGCGGAAAAUGGGAUUGUGGAAGAAACAUAUUUUAAUGCCGACUGUACUAAAAAUGAAAUCUGUUUUGUUGACCCACAGGCGGAUUAUACUUUUGAAAUCUCAUCAAGCGCAACAGAUAAUAUGUCGUGCUCUGUUGAUCCUUUGUCUAGUGGUGAUAGUUGUGAAAAUGACAAAUAUUUAAUGAGAUCUUAUGCAAAUUUGCAAACCGUUGAAGGUGGAAAUUCGUCUUGGGCGAACAUAUUAAAUCCUAAUGAAGAGUUAAGUUCAAACUUUGAGCUAGCUUCAUCUGAAACCUCAAGUGACAGUUUUCACUCUAAUACUUCCGAGGGAUCAAAUUCUAAUCUUGUUCCUGAUGAGUCUGAAGACGCAAUGGAAAUCCUGGCAAGGACUCUCAAUCAAAGUAUAGAUCUUGAGAAACCUAUAAUUUGCGACGUUGAUGAAUCGCUUGACAUGUCAGAUACGGGUUCUCUGGAUGAGACUAUAAUUGAUGGGAAAUAUAUUAGCGAUACUGAGGAUGCUAAAUUAUCUGAAAUAUCAUAUGCACUUAUUAAAAAGCAUGCCGUAAAUAUUGAGAAAGGUUUAAUUAUUGAAUAUGAUGAAUCGUCGGAAACUUCCAUAUCACCACUUGUAAUCGAAACCACAUAUGUAGACCAGUCUUCGAUUAUUGAACCUAGCGAACUCCCUAAAAUAUCAGAUACACCCCUUAUGAACCGAAGUAUAGAUGUUGAAAUACCUAAAAUUACUGACUAUAAUGAAUCAAUAAAAAGGUCAGAUUCUUCCGUUUUGAAUCAAACAAUAAAUGUUGAUAGACCUAUAAUUACAGAAGAUGAUACUCCACCGGAAACACUAAAUGCACUUGCACUACAUAGAACCAUAAACGUUGAAAACAGUUUAAUAACUGAAUAUGAUGAAUCGGCAGAAAUUUCAGUUGCACCGGUGGGUGUUGGAAAGCGACUUGUUGACUAUGAUGAAUCACUUGAAAAUUCAGAUAUAUCGCUUGUAAACGAGACUAUAAAUGUUGAGAAUGCUGUAGACACAGAAUAUGGGAAACUGCCUGAAAUAUCAGACGCGCUCCCUAGAAAUCAAAUUAUAAAUGUUGAGAAUCCGAGAAUUAGUGAAUUUAAUGAUAAGUCUGAUAUAUCAAACGCACCCUUAGCGAAGACCGCCAUCACCAUAAGUAAUAAAUCAACUGAACAGACGAGCGCUUUCCUUCUGAACCGAAUUGUAAAUGUGGAAAAACCUAUAAUUGCAGAUGAUGCAUUUUUUCAAAGUCAAAAGGUAAAUGUCGAGAAUAAGUUAGUUGCUGAACAUGAUGAAUUACAUCCAAAAACCGAUACUUCUUCGCUAAACCAAACUAUAAAUUUCGAAAAACUUGCAAUUCGAGAAGAUGAUAAGGUGACUGAAAUAUCAGAUGCACUCCUGAGCCCUCCAAUGAUAAAUGUAGAGCAAAGCAUCACUACUGGAAAGUAUGAAUCGCCUGAAAAACCAGCUGCUCCCUUGAUAAAUCAAACUACAAGUGAUGGGAAUAUUUCAAUCACUAGAUAUAGUGAUUCACCUGAAAAAUCAGGUACAACUGAUCUAAACCAAACUAUAACUAUGGAUAAACGUAUAAUUAGAGACAAAGGCGAAGGAGUCAAAAUUUCAGAUUGGCUCCAUGGGAAUCAAACAAUAAAUGCUGAGAAAUUUUUAAUUCCUGAAACGGAUGAAUCGCCUGAAAAACGAGAUUCAUGUUUCAUGAACAAAACUGUACGUGCUGAAAACAUUUCAAUUAGUAUGUAUUCACCAGCGCCUACUGAUCUCAACCAAACUAUAACUAUGGAUAAACCUGAAAUUAGAAAAGAUGAUAAAGUCGUCGAAAUUUCAGAUGGAUCCCUUGGGAAUAAUAGAAUAAAUGUCGAGAAAUGCAUUCUUCCUGAAAAAGCGGAAUCACCCGAAAAAAGAGAAGCACGCUUUAUGAACCAAACUCUACGUGUUGAAAAUAUUUCAGGUACUACAUAUAGUGAUUCACCUGAAAAACCAGUUACAACUGAUCUAAACCAAACUAUAACUAUUGAUCAACCUAUAAUUAGAGAAGAUGGUGAAGUCGUUGAAAUUUCAGACGGACUCCUUGGGAAUCAUAGAAUAAAUGCCGAGAAAUUUAUAAUUCCUGAAAAGGAUGAAUCGCCUGAAAAACGAGAUUCAUCUUUCCUGCACAAAACUGUACAUGCUGAAAACAUUUCAAUUAGUACGUAUUCACCAGCCACUACUGAUCUCAACCAAACUAUAACUAUGGAUAAACCUGUAAUUAGAGAAGACAGUAAAGUCGUCGACAUUUCAGAUGGAUCUCUUAGAGGUCAUAGAAUAAAUGUCGAGAAAUGCAUUCUUCCUGAAAAAGCGGAAUCAGCCGAAAAAAGAGAAGCACGCUUUAUGAACCAAACUCUACGUGUUGAAAAUAGUUCACUUACUACAUAUAGUGAUUCACCUGAAAAAUCAGAUACAACUGAUCUAAACCAAACUAUAACUAUGGAUAGACCUAUAAUUAGAGAAGAUGGUGAAGUCCUCGAAAUUUCAGAUGGACUCCAUGGGAAUCAAACAAUAAAUGCUGAGAAUUUUAUCAUUCCUGAAAAACGAGAUUCAUCUUUCAUGCACAAAACUGUACGUGCUGAAAAUAUUUCAAUUAGUGCAUAUUCACCAGCCACUACUGAUCUCAACCAAACUAUAACUAUGGAUAAACGUGUAAUUAGAGAAGAUGGUAAAGUCGUCGACAUUUCAGAUGGACCUCUUGGAGGUCAUAGAAUAAAUGCCGAGAAAUGCAUUCUUCCUGAAAAAGCGGAAUCACCCGAAAACAGAGAAUCGCGCUUUAUGAACCAAACUCUACGUGUUGAAAAUAUUUCACUUGCAACAUAUAGUGAUUCACCUGAAAAAUCAGAUACAACUGAUCUCAACCAAACUAUAACAAUGGAUAAACCUGUAAUUAGAGAAGAUAGUAAAGUCGUCGACAUUUCAGAUGGAUCUCUUAGAGGUCAUAGAAUAAAUGCCGACAAAUGCAUUCUUCCUGAAAAAGCGGAAUCACCCAAAAACAGAGAAUCGCGCUUUAUGAACCAAACUCUACGUGUUGAAAAUAUUUCACUUACAACAUAUAGUGAUUCACCUGAAAAAUCAGAUACAACUGAUCUAAACCAAACUAUAACUAUGGAUAAACGUAUAAUUAGAGACGAUGGCGAAGUUGUCGAAAUUUCACAUGGACUCCAUGGGAAUCAAACAAUAGAUGCUCAGAAAUUUAUAAUUUCUGAAAAUGAUGAAUCGCCUGAAAAAAGAGAUGCACGCUUAAUGAACCAAACUAUACAUGUUGAAAAUAGUUCAGUUACCACACAUAGUGAUUCACCUGAAAUAUCAGAUCCAACUGAUCUAAACCAAACUAUAACAAUGGAUAGACCUAUCAUUAUAGGAGAUGGUAAAGUCACUGAAAUUUCAGAUGAACUGGUUGGGAAUAAAACAAUAAAUGUUGAGAAACGUUUAACUCAUGAAAAGGAAGAAUCACCUGGAAAACGAGAUGCAACCGUUAUGAACCAAACUCAACAUGUUGAAAAUUUUUCAGUUACUACAUGUAAUGAUUCACCUGAAAAAUCAGUUAGUACCCCUCUAAACCAAAAAAAGAAAGACAUUUCAGAAAGUUUCCUUGGAACUGAAAUGAAAAAUGUCGAGGAAAGUAUGACUGCCGAAAAGGACGAAUCUUCCAAAAAAACAAGCGCACCCCUUAUAAAUCAAACGAUUGGAGUUCAGGACCCUUUAGUUAAUAAUUAUAAAGAUUUGCCUGAAAAAUUAACUACUACUCUACAAAGCGAAACUAUAGAUGCUGCCAAACGUAUAAUUACGGAAUAUGAUAUAAUCUCUGAAACAUCAAAUGUGUUUGUGAAUAAACCGAUUGAAAAAUCAGCUGCUCCACUAAUAAAGUCAAGCAUAGAUGCUGGAAAAUCUUUAUCCCCUUUAAGGCAAAGUGUAGUUGUUGAAAAUCCUGUGAAUACUAAAUGUAAUGGAUUGUCUGAAACCGCAGAUAAAACAUCAGAUGCGCAUCUUAUAAACCAAACACUAAAUGUUAUGAAACGGAUAAUAACUGAGCAUGAGGCAUCGUCUAAAAUAUCAGGUGUGCCUCUCCGUCUUGAAGUAGUACACAAGAAAGUUAACGAUUUACUACUGGGAAAUAAAGAUGCUUCACAGAUUAACAGUAAAAAUAUUGUCGAGCAGCUUACUAAGAAAUUCAAUGAAUUAACUAAGCAAACUGAUAUGCUCGUCAUUAAUGCGGAUAAAAUCAGAAAAAAUAUUGCUCAAGCUGACCAAACUAUACUUGUAAAUGUAUUGGACGUUGAGGCAAAAGUAGGAAAGCUUAAAAAAUGCCAAAACAUUUCAGAACAAUAUCAGCUACUAGUUUCUUCUCAAAACAGAAAGGUAGCUCUGACUAUCCACGCAUCUAAGGAAAUGGAAAAACCUCUGACGGACGCACAAGCUAGAUUGGCUAGUGCCAUGCAAAGGUAUGGAAAAGCUCAGGCCCUUAUUGAGAGCCUCAAACAGAAUGAAGAAAUAACGAAAUCAAAUAUAAAAAAUAUCGAAACUCAAUUAUCUAAUAUACGAGAGAAAUGUCAGCGUAUUGAGGACCAGUUCGAGAGCAACAAAAAGUCACAAAAUCGGCUCAGUCAAGAAAAGGAAAACUAUCAAAAUGAUAUUGCAAAGCAGCAAGCUAUGAUCAAAAGAUUAAAAAUUAAAACUUUAUCUAUGGAAGCCCUAAUCGAGCAGAAAUCCCAGGAAUGCAAAUCCAUCGCUACGUUAUGCGAAGAUAUUACUAGAAAGCAUCAGCUUGAAACAACAAGAAAGUGUAACGAGAAUUUGGAUAAUGUAUAGGAAAAUUGAAUUUUAAUUGUUGAAACGAGAAUUGCGGUUUACGAGAGAAUAAUAAUAAUUACUGUUAAUUUUUACGAGAGGUUUACUGUAAAAGUUGCAUCCACUAUUGUUGUGUUGGAAAUGCAAAUGGUAAACUUUCUAACUUAUUUUGUAAUACAGCCAUUAUUUUAG
Messenger RNA from Dendroctonus ponderosae (mountain pine beetle), 5298 nucleotides. RefSeq lists its product as uncharacterized. The transcript is spliced from 6 exons. Bases 163 to 5127 code for a protein of 1654 amino acids. The record is from RefSeq and is a predicted model, not a curated record. Lineage: Eukaryota; Metazoa; Arthropoda; Insecta; Coleoptera; Curculionidae.